AUGGGGUCCUCGGCCGCCCGCCCGCCUGGACCGCAGCCGCGGCGCCGCCUGGACGGCCGCCGGGAGCGGCCGCAGGCGGUUCAGGCGCAGCAGGCGGCGCAGUGCCCCGCCUGGGAGGCUCCCUCGGCUGCUCGAGCGGCGGCAACGCCUCUCAGAGAGCCGCCGCCAGCCGCCCGCCCGCCCGCGACCCCGGCCGCCGCGCAGCGGCAGGCGGAGCAGCAUCGGCAACCAGCGCCGCGCGCCCCGGCGGCGCACGCCGUCGCCACGCAGCCCGCUCCGGCUCCGCCCGCGCCGCCGCCGGCACGCCAGGUCCUGGAGCGGCCGCAGCCUCGCGUUGGCGCGCCGCGCGGCAGUGCUGCCGCCCGCGCGGCGGCGGCGGGCGAGAAGGCGGUCGAGCUGUGGACCGACAUCGACAGGCGCCGAGUCGAACAGGCCGAGCCGCCCCCCGCCGGCGAGCGAGGUUGGGCACCCGACGCCGUGAGCAGGGCCGCGGGCCAGCAGCUCGCGGACGGGCACGGGGCGCCUCCGAGCGGGGCGUCGGGGGAGAUCGCGCUGGCCUGGGGCGCCGACGGGGGCUGGGAGGGCCCGGCGCCGGCGCCAGAGGCUGCGUGGGCGGGCGGCGGCGGGGGUCCAGGCCCCCCGCCAGAGGAGCGGCGCCGCGACCACCGCAGGCAGCACAGGAAGCACAGGAAGCACGCGCGCGGGGAGGCGCACGAGGAGGUCGCGCCGCCGUGGUGCGCGGAGGGGGCACCGGCCGAGGGCGCCGCGGCCUUCGGCGGCGACGCCGGCGGCUUCGAGGGCGCGCCCGGCCCCGGCGACGGCGGCGGCGCCCCGGGGGGCGCGGCGGGCCUGGGCGGCGACGCGGCGGCUUCGGGUGCGCCCGAGCGGCUCGCGGCUUCGGGGGCGCUGCCCCCCUGGCGGGCGGCCCUGGAGGCGCAGGAGGCGGAGUGGCCGCUCGCUCCCGGCACGCGCUUCCAGCAGGCGCACUCUGUGGGCACGCUGGAUUGGGCCUUCGUCUCGCACGCCCAGCUGGCGCGCGCGCUGCCAGAAGCCAGGCGGCCACGGUGGCCGUGCGUACCCAAGGACGUCGACGUGAGCUGGGCGAGGCGGUCGCCGCGGGCGGUGGGGACCGAGGUUGCGGCCCCUCGGGGGAGCAGUGGGCGCCCAGACCCCCUUGCCUGGGCGACGGCGGCAGGCUUCAGGACGGGCGCGUGGGGGAAGCAGCGCGCGGGCGCUCCGCCCCCGCUCCCGCAGAUCCGGGGCCGCGAGGAGGCGACGGCCGCCAGGAACAACCAGGUCCUGAAGCAGCUGGUCGAGUACGUCCAGCUGCUGAAGGAGCAGGUGCACGGCGAGGCGGGCGGCGGCGGCCCCCGGCCCGCCGCGGCGGGCGCGGCGGCAGCAGCGGAGCAGCGCGGGGCCGGCGCGUCCGUGGCCUCGUGGGCGCCCAGCGCGGAGGAGCUGGAGCGCUACGCGGCGGUGUUCGCGGGCGCCGCGCAGGGGGGCGCAGUGGUCGGCCCUGACAGGGGCCGCGAGGUGUUCGAGCAGUCCCAGCUGCCGACUCCAGAGCUGGCGCAGAUCUGGCGGAUGGCGGACGUCGACAACGACGGCGCGCUGGGGCGCGGCGAGUUCCUGUGCGCCAUGACGAUGGUGGGCAAGCGGCUCGGGGGCGCGGAGCUGCCUGUGGAGCUGCCUCCCGAGCUCGCGGAGCUCGCCCGCGAUGGCGGUCCCCUCGGAGUGGCGGCCCCAGGAGCGCCGCUCGCUCUGCCUGCUUCCGCUACGCCCUUGGCGCCGAAGCCCUCCUCUUGGCAGGUGGCCGAUGCGGAGCUGGAAAGGUACCGGGCGCAGUUCAGCAGCCUGGAUGACGCGAGCGCAGGUUGGCUCCCACCCGAGGCGGUCGUCCCUGUGCUGCAGCAGACCGGCGUCCCCGACGACGACCUGUCCUACCUGUGGGACCUCCUGAACCAGGCGGACCCAGGCAGAGUGACGCCCGGAGAGUUCGUCUGCAUCAUGGUGCUGGUGGACCGCGUGCGCGGGGGCGAGCCGCACCCCAUGCGCCUCCCCGGCGAGCUCGCGGCGCUCCUGGGGCACCCGGCGGGGACGCCGCAGUCCGUCCGGGCGCCCAGCCGGGGGCCCAGCCGCGAUGCCCUCCAGGGCCACAGCCCGCAUUUUGGCACGGCCGCUGCGGGCGCCGAGGGCGACGCAGGCCUGGCGCCAGCCGCAGGCGUGGUUGCGAUGGCGGACGAGGCCCAGGCCCCGGUCGAAGCUCGGCCUGCGGACCCGUCGCCUGCCGCGGGCUCGGUGACCGGGCAGCUGCCCAUGCGGCCCAGCCGGGAGGAGGUGGAGAGCUACGUGGCCCUCUUCCGCUCCCGCGACGUGUCUGGCUCCGGGUUCAUGGACCCGGGCCAGGCCAGGGAGCUGCUCGAGCGCUCGGGGCUGCCGGUGCCCGAGCUUCAGAGGAUCUGGCACAUGGCCGACGCCGACGGCGACGGAAGAUUGUCGGAGCCAGAGUUCGUGUACGCAGUGGUGCUGGCAAGGCGACGGCAGCAGGGGGCCCCGCUGCCCCCGGCCCUGCCCCCCGAGCUCGCCGCGGCCGUCGCCGGCGCCGCCCCGUCCCCGUGAGGGGCGCCGCGCGCGCCGCGCCGCGCGCUCCGCCCGGCCCCCCUGCCCGG
Prorocentrum cordatum is the source of this 2669-nucleotide messenger RNA. The record is from the annotation of a GenBank genome assembly. Lineage: Eukaryota; Dinophyceae; Prorocentrales; Prorocentraceae.